UGGGGGGAGCAGAUGCUGCUGGCCGCGAGGGGAGCAGGGCGCCGGACGAGCUGAGCCGCGAGGGAGGCGCGGAGGAGGCGAGCGGGAGCCGGAGCAGAGGCGAGGUUGAGCGUGCGCACCCGGGGCGCAGCCGGAGCCGCGAUGGCCGUGGCCGUGGGGAGACCGUCUAAUGAAGAGCUUCGAAACCUGUCCCUUUCUGGCCAUGUUGGAUUCGACAGUCUCCCUGACCAGCUGGUCAAUAAGUCCACUUCUCAAGGGUUCUGCUUCAACAUCCUGUGUGUCGGUGAGACAGGCAUCGGCAAAUCCACAUUAAUGGAUACUUUAUUCAACACCAAAUUUGAAAGUGAUCCAGCUACGCACAAUGAACCAGGUGUCCGGUUAAAAGCCAGAAGUUAUGAGCUUCAGGAAAGCAAUGUACGACUAAAGUUGACCAUCGUUGAUACUGUGGGAUUUGGAGACCAGAUAAACAAAGAUGACAGCUAUAAGCCAAUAGUGGAAUAUAUCGAUGCCCAAUUUGAGGCCUACUUGCAGGAAGAACUGAAGAUCAAGCGCUCACUCUUCAACUACCAUGACACUAGGAUCCAUGCAUGCCUCUACUUCAUUGCCCCCACGGGCCAUUCCCUGAAGUCCCUGGAUCUGGUCACCAUGAAAAAGCUGGAUAGUAAGGUGAACAUCAUUCCAAUCAUUGCAAAAGCUGACACAAUUGCCAAGAAUGAAUUGCACAAAUUCAAGAGUAAGAUCAUGAGUGAACUGGUCAGUAAUGGUGUCCAGAUAUAUCAGUUCCCUACAGAUGAAGAAACGGUGGCAGAGAUCAAUGCGACAAUGAGUGUCCAUCUCCCGUUUGCUGUGGUUGGCAGCACCGAAGAGGUGAAGAUUGGCAACAAGAUGGCAAAGGCCAGACAGUACCCAUGGGGUGUGGUUCAGGUUGAGAAUGAAAACCACUGCGAUUUUGUGAAACUUCGGGAGAUGCUGAUCCGGGUGAACAUGGAGGAUCUGCGGGAGCAAACUCACACCCGACAUUAUGAGUUGUAUCGGCGCUGUAAACUCGAGGAGAUGGGCUUCAAGGACACUGAUCCUGACAGCAAGCCCUUCAGUCUUCAGGAGACAUAUGAAGCAAAAAGGAAUGAAUUUCUGGGUGAGCUUCAGAAAAAAGAAGAAGAAAUGAGACAGAUGUUUGUUAUGAGAGUAAAGGAGAAAGAAGCUGAACUCAAAGAGGCAGAGAAAGAGCUCCAUGAAAAGUUUGACCUCCUCAAGCGGACACACCAAGAAGAGAAGAAGAAAGUAGAAGACAAGAAGAAGGAGCUGGAGGAGGAGGUAAACACAUUCCAGAAGAAGAAAGCAGCUGCGCAGUUACUCCAGUCCCAGGCCCAACAGUCUGGGGCUCAGCAAACCAAGAAAGACAAGGAUAAGAAAAAUAGUCCUUGGCUCUGCACGGAAUAAAUGAUAUCCUCAAAUCUAAUUGGAUGUGCUUUCGCCUUUGCAUCUUCUUCUUUAUGUAACCAUCCUGUUGACAAGCUCUACUCUCUCCUAAUGGACAUAGAGCAUUAGAAGAGCAGGAACUGUCUAUUCACACGUGUUGGGGAAGAGUUACCUCAUUUCCACCAUCGCCUCCUAUUCUUUUAAGAGUCUGGGUCAAUUAUUGCAUUGUUUGUAUUUGUCAAUGUCUGUUUACAAACCAUUGCCCAUAGUGGCUCCUCAGGGGACUUAUCAUUAUCCCGAACAGUAAUCCUUAACACUACAACUUAAAUGGAAGUUGAAACAGAGGACUUGGGCCAAGACCCAACCAAGGUGGCCACGGAUUGGGAACUCCUUGCUUAGCUGUCAGUGUUCUUGAAGCUGCUGAUCUGAGAACGGAUGGACUGAAGAUAGCAUGAGCCCUAAUUUAAGAUGGCCACCACUUCCAGGGUCCCCAAACUUGAUCACAUGCUAACUUCAGACCCUUGGCCCUGAGAGUGGGAUUCUGAACAGCCCUGGGGACUGUCAGCCACCAAUCACAUUUUCCUUUCUUAUGCUUUAUGGGUUGCUUUGGAGUUGGGUUUUUGUUUUGUGUAUUUUUUUUUUAAAGAAAAACAUUUGAUACUGCAUGAACAGA
Messenger RNA from Suncus etruscus (white-toothed pygmy shrew), 2092 nucleotides. It is a transcript of the gene SEPTIN11, whose product is annotated as septin 11. Gene Ontology annotation, molecular function: molecular adaptor activity; GTPase activity; GTP binding. The record is from RefSeq and is a predicted model, not a curated record. Gene Ontology annotation, biological process: cytoskeleton-dependent cytokinesis. Bases 142 to 1440 code for a protein of 432 amino acids. The transcript has 11 exons. Lineage: Eukaryota; Metazoa; Chordata; Mammalia; Eulipotyphla; Soricidae. Gene Ontology annotation, cellular component: septin ring; cell division site; septin complex.